Messenger RNA from Contarinia nasturtii (swede midge), 1112 nucleotides. RefSeq lists its product as uncharacterized. The record is from RefSeq and is a predicted model, not a curated record. The coding region runs from base 66 to 1112 and encodes 348 amino acids. Lineage: Eukaryota; Metazoa; Arthropoda; Insecta; Diptera; Cecidomyiidae. The transcript has 3 exons.
CGAUUUAAAAUUCAGUUUCAGAUACAAUUUUGACCGCAUUAGAUUGAAAUUUGAAAGUGGCAAACAUGAGUUCCGCACAAAAAUCAGAACACAAAGGUAUUUUCAAUUGGAAAAAAACCAUCCAAACACCGACCACAUCUCGAAAUAAUUCAAGAUCUGCGUCGAAAAAUAACUCAAGAGCAACAUCGCCAAGAAAACCGGAAGUCGAAAAAAAAUCAACGCAACUACCAAAAAUGGAAAGAAUGUCGCGAAUUCGCUUACAACGCAAUUCGAUUAUAAAUGUGACGAAUAAAGUCGAUAACGCUGUGCAAACUGAAAAGAAGUCUGUGGUUUUGCCAUCAGAACACCCGACUCCCAAAGAUAUCAAAGACAUUGUUGAUGAUAUUACGUCACCGUUUAAAAAAGUUUCGGAAUUGAUUGAAAAUCUGGACUCAUCAUUGAAUGACUUUGAAUCGGUUGAUGUUAAGAGUUCGACCUUAUCAAUUGGAAAUGAGUCUUAUGUGAGCGCAAAAAGUAGCAGCGAAUUCACCGACAAUUCUGAAUAUUGCGGUGGACGUGGGGGCUCUUUGCUUGAUGAUUGUACGCAAUUAUUGGUGCGCGAACUUGUUCAUUCCAUUCAAGAAAAUGUAAGCGACAAAAUCGCAAUGCAAAAGAUGAAAAUUCUCUUAACGCAAUUGAACGAGCGAAUUGUGCUUGCUGGCCAAAUGUACAAGCAUCAAAUGAAGAAAAUGAAGGACAUCCAAGACACAUCGUUCGCUGAACUAUUCAUGGAGAAAAAUGAACAAAUUACCAAACUUCAAAUUGAAACUGAAGAAUUGAAGAAAGAGAACGAAUUCAAUUCAAAAGCAUCGCGUGAACUAUUGAUGGCCAAAACUGAAUUAUCUCGUUUGAAAGAGAUUCUGACGCAACGAGAUGAAGAAAUUUAUCAGUUGAAUUACAAAUCCAUCUGUGCACGAUCCCAAAUUGAACUAUUACAAACUGAAAAGAAUGCCAAGUCACAACAUUUCAACGCCAAUGAAAAGGAGAUUGAACAUCAUUUUAGAACACUCAAAAAAAUACUUACGUCGAAUCGUGAUUUAUUAAAAUUACUGAAACUUAAACAAUACAAAUGA